Lathyrus oleraceus (garden pea) is the source of this 568-nucleotide messenger RNA. RefSeq lists its product as uncharacterized. The record is from RefSeq and is a predicted model, not a curated record. The coding region runs from base 186 to 461 and encodes 91 amino acids. The transcript has a single exon. NCBI's taxonomy places the organism in Eukaryota, Viridiplantae, Streptophyta, Magnoliopsida, Fabales, Fabaceae.
UUAAAAACCUUUGGUGAUAAACACAAGCACUAGCAACAUCACCACUUAAAUACCACUAUUAUCAAUCAAGUCUCAUAAAUAGAGAGGUUGUUGACCCUUUCAAUCAAUAUAAUCAAUUUCUUCUUCAAAGUUCAUCACAUAAAAUAUCCUUCAAAUUAAUCAUUAGUGAGAGAAGAUCAAUUAGGAUGAAGAAGAGUUCUAAGGUGGCAGAUGAGAACAUGUAUGAAGGAGGAGAAAGGGGGGUUGAAGUAGCAAUAUUUGGAGGUGAAAGAGCAAGAAGACAACAUGGGUGGAGUGUUAUUUUUGCUAUUCUUCAAGCUCCAAUUUCUAUACUAUCAUGUGUUUCUAAUCCUCGUGUUAAUGGUUCUGAUGGCGUUUGGACUUCUGGUGAAUUUGCACAAAUUUCUGAGAUCAAUCAUAUUAUGGUAAAUGAUAGUAUGCGAUAUGCAAUUUUGAUGUAGAAAAAUGUAAACAUUUAUUAAUGUUGUUCCUCUAGAGUAUCUUCUCUUAUUUUAAUUAAUUUUUGUUAUAUUAUAUCAUAUUUUAUUAUAUAUGUUUAUACCUUUUA